This is a messenger RNA of Telopea speciosissima, 1947 nucleotides long. RefSeq lists its product as uncharacterized. The coding region runs from base 1 to 1947 and encodes 648 amino acids. The transcript has 3 exons. The record is from RefSeq and is a predicted model, not a curated record. Gene Ontology annotation, biological process: DNA transposition. Gene Ontology annotation, molecular function: transposase activity; DNA binding; zinc ion binding. NCBI's taxonomy places the organism in Eukaryota, Viridiplantae, Streptophyta, Magnoliopsida, Proteales, Proteaceae.
AUGUGUAAAAGACCUGCAAAAAAUACUAAUGUCACUGAGAAAUGGAUUGCUCAGAAGCUUGAAUCCAGGUUGAGGACAGAGCCUGAUAUGAAGGUUAAGUCUAUGGUGGACAUCAUUAGAGAGUUGUAUGGCAUAAAAGUAGGUCGGAUGCACUGUUACAGGGCAAGGUUGAUUGUGAAGGGAGAGAAUGAGGUAUUGCAUAAGCAACAAUAUGCAAAAUUACCCCUGUAUGCAAAACUUUUGACAAAUAGGAACCCUGGUACAGUGUGUAUAAUCAACCGCCAUGAAAGACAUGACUUUGUUGAGGCUUCAAAAUUUAAAAGAAUAUUUAUCUAUCUUGAUGCAUGCAAGAAAGGCUUUAUUAAUGGAUGUAGACUUUUUAUAGGUUUAGAUGGUUGUCAUUUGAAGGGCAGAUAUGGAGGAAUACUAUUAUCUGCAAUUUCAGUGGAUGGAAACAAUGGGUUGUUUCCCAUUGCAUAUAGUGUGGUUGAAGUUGAGAACAAAGAUAGUUGGAGGUGGUUCUUGUACAACCUAGAAGAAGCACUUGGCUCGGACAACCUACUAGUUGGCCUGACAUUUAUGUCAGAUAAGCAAAAGGGCCUUCAAGAUGAACUAGCUGAAGUUUUUCCCCAUGCCAACCAUAGGAAUUGCUGUAGACAUAUCUAUAGUAAUUUCAAGGAAAAAUUUCCUGAUGUAUGGUUGAAGAUACAAUUUUGGGUUGCAGCCAAAGCACCAAAUGAGUUUCUCUUUCAGAAGGCAAUGCAGAAAAUAUUGCUGUGUGAUAAGGAAGCACAUGAUUGGCUGAUGAGGAGCCACCCUUCCACUUGGAGCAGGCAUGCAUUUGAUUUCUCUUGUAAAAGUGAUCACAUAACUAAUAAAAUGAUAGAGUCCUUUAACAAUUGGAUAGGAGAUGUGAGGAGUAAGCCAAUUCUAUCAUUAAUUGAUGAGAUUAGAGUCAAAUUGAUGAGAAGGUUUUACAAGAGGUAUUCACAUGCAAUGAAACAAGAGGGGAUUGUGACACCUUCUGUGCAGAAGAUAAUCCGUUCAAUUAAUGAACAAGCAAGAGAUUGUAAUCCUAUGCAAGCAUCCGACUAUGAAUUUGAAGUCCUAGAAGGGAGGACACAAUUUGUUGUGCAUUUACAAAACAGAACUUGUUCUUGUAGAGUCUGGGAAGCUACAGGAAUCCCUUGUAAGCAUGUAGCAGUAUGUGUCAUGUAUAAUAGGGAAGACAUUCACAUCUAUUGUGAUCCCUGUUAUUCUGUUGAGAGAUACAAAUUGGCAUACAGGGAAGUUAUUCACCCACUCACUAGUCUAGAUGAACUGGCAGUUGUCCCUGGUGAUGAUAUGGUGCUACCUCCACCUUUGAAAAGACAACCAGGAAGACCAAAGAAAAAUAGGAGGGAACCAGGUGAACCAGACCCUUCAGAUUUUAGAAGGAGAAGUAAUGCUGUUAGGUGCGAUGUAUGCAAACAAAUUGGGCACAAUAGUAGGACAUGUCAAGGUGGAGCAGUGAAGAGAAAGAGAAAUGAUGAUGCAAGUGGCUCCCAAAGCCAACUUACCACACAGGAACUAAAAAGAGCACGUAGAGCUACCAAGCAAGCAAGGAGAAUGGAAAGGAGAGCAACUGGUAGUGGACCAACAACUGGCAGUGGUCCAUCAACUGGCAGUGGUCCAACAACUGCUAGUGUACCAGCACCAAGGGGGAGAGGUGCAUCAGUAGCAAGGAGUAGAGGAGUAGUAACAAGGAGCAGAGGAGCAGCAACUGGCAGAGGUGCUGAAGUAGCAACGACCAGAGGAGCAGCAAGUGGUAGAGGAGUUGGUGUUGUUGGUGGCAGAGGUGGAUUAGUAGUAGCAGCACGGGGUGGGAGAGGUGCAUCGGUACUAGCAACAAGGGGGAGAGGCAAUCCUCCAGUACCAGCAACAAGGAGGGGGAGAGGAGCAGCAUGA